This is a messenger RNA of Halichondria panicea, 1332 nucleotides long. RefSeq names its product sialate:O-sulfotransferase 1-like. The transcript is spliced from 5 exons. The coding region runs from base 109 to 1272 and encodes 387 amino acids. The record is from RefSeq and is a predicted model, not a curated record. NCBI's taxonomy places the organism in Eukaryota, Metazoa, Porifera, Demospongiae, Suberitida, Halichondriidae. Gene Ontology annotation, molecular function: sulfotransferase activity.
CAGACACCACACAAUGGUAGCAUUGUUCUGGCCUCUCAAAAAACAGAUGGUAAAUGCAGCAUAGAUAAAAGCAGCCAGAUAGUAUUUUAUGGUAAGAUAAAAGUUAAAAUGAACAGGACCCUCAAACUCAUGCUGUUGAUUGCUGUGAUAUGGGGCACUCUGGCAGCUGCUUUCUUGCUCAUAUUUCACUCUAUGUUUGUGGUCGAUAUACACUGGAAAGAGGACAAAUUACGUAACGAACGAAGAUUCAAUUUGAACCUAUUAACAGAGAAUGAAAACGAUCACACACCAAACGCUAUCACGAUUUUCCCCACACACAUGAGAACUGCCGUUAUGAAAUUAAGGUCACUCCCUGUUCACACACAAGACUUGCUAGCCAUGGUAUGUGCAGAUCCACAAUGUAUUGACCACUUAUCUGUAAAAGAGAGAUCAUUUUAUAACAAUUGCAAGGAGAAGACAAUCGCAAAGGAGACAAAAUUCGGGCCGAUUCUGAACACAAGUCAAUGUCGGUUUCAGAAUGGAACUAAUCGAUUUCCAGUAGCUCUGGCUAGCUUCCCGGGAUCUGGUAAUACAUGGUUGAGAGGACUACUGGAGAAGGUUACUGGAAUUUGUACAGGUGCUCUUUACUGUGACAGUGGCCUGCGUACUAAAGGCUUCACAGGAGAGGGAGUGCGCGGAGCAAGUGUCCUUGUCAUCAAAACACACGGCAAGGGAGCACUCUUCACAAAUAGGAAGCUCCCCAAAAGAAUACUCAAUGAUGCUCCGGUGUACGGUGGUGCCAUUCUCCUCGUGAGGAACCCUCGAAGAGCCAUGAUUGCCGAGUGGCAUCGAGAGAGAUCAAAGAGGCGGGUAAACUCCACUGUCAGCAACCACUACCUCUACGUGGGGAAAGAGUACUUUGGAGCUAAUGAGCUAUGGGACAAAUACAUUCAAGACAGAAUGGAAAGAUGGAAGUCUCACAUCAGUGGGUGGAUUGUAGAUGGAAAGUUUAACCCUUUCCUCGUCAUCAAAUACGAAGAUGUCAAAAAUAAUUCAGCUAAAGAGGUGUUAAAGAUGGUUAAAUUUCUUGGAUUUCAAGACCUGUUCACUGAAGGAAGCAUACAAUCUAAACUAAGGGAAGGAUAUAACAGUUUCUAUAGAAAUCAUGAAGACAAUUUUGAACAUUUUACAACUCAACAGAGCCAAUUAAUAUCAAGAACUGUUACAGAGACUAUGCAGUUGUUAGCUGAUAAUGGGAUGCAGAAUUCAUUUCCUAUCAAAGAUUAUGUUUAAUGCCUCUCCUUUAUUUAUCAUGUCUAUCAGAAAUGUUUGUCAUUAACUUUCAUUUUAGCA